Messenger RNA from Schistocerca americana (American grasshopper), 570 nucleotides. RefSeq names its product speckle-type POZ protein-like. Gene Ontology annotation, cellular component: cytoplasm. The record is from RefSeq and is a predicted model, not a curated record. The transcript has a single exon. Gene Ontology annotation, biological process: regulation of proteolysis; proteasome-mediated ubiquitin-dependent protein catabolic process. Bases 1 to 570 code for a protein of 189 amino acids. Gene Ontology annotation, molecular function: ubiquitin protein ligase binding. NCBI's taxonomy places the organism in Eukaryota, Metazoa, Arthropoda, Insecta, Orthoptera, Acrididae.
AUGGAAGCAGUUAAGGACAUCACGGAGACGGCGGCCGUGGACCUGGGGGACCUGCUGGACGCCGGGGACGGCGCCGUGGUGAUACUCGAGGCAGGUGACACGCGGCUGUUGGCGCACAGGGCCGUCCUGGCGGACAGGAGCCCUGUGUUCGCCGCCAUGUUCGCCCACGACACCCUCGAGGCCAGCAGCGGCGCGGUGAGCAUCCCGGACGUGGGGGGCCCGGUGCUGAGGCAGCUGGUCUCCUACCUGUACACCCUGCGGGCCCCCCAGCUGCCUGGCACGGCCCCCCAGCUGCUGGCCGCAGCGGAUAAGUACGGGGUGUCGCGGCUGAAGGCGGAGUGCGAGCGGCAGGUGGCCGCUCAGCUGACUGUCGAGACGGCGGCAGCCGCAGCCGUCCUCGCAGUCCGCCACUCCUGCAGUGACCUCAAGCACGCUGCACUGGCGUUCAUUAAGACCUGUCCGUUCGAGGUGAUGGCCACUCAGGGGUGGGCAGAUGCCAUGCUUCAUCAACCAAAAGACUUGAUCGAAGUGAGCCGGUUGCUGUAUGAUCCACCACCAAAAAGCAGGUAA